This is a messenger RNA of Uloborus diversus, 1397 nucleotides long. Its product is annotated as proteasomal ubiquitin receptor ADRM1-like. The record is from RefSeq and is a predicted model, not a curated record. Lineage: Eukaryota; Metazoa; Arthropoda; Arachnida; Araneae; Uloboridae. Gene Ontology annotation, molecular function: ubiquitin binding; endopeptidase activator activity; proteasome binding. Gene Ontology annotation, biological process: ubiquitin-dependent protein catabolic process. Gene Ontology annotation, cellular component: nucleus; proteasome regulatory particle, lid subcomplex; cytoplasm. The transcript has 8 exons. The coding region runs from base 111 to 1298 and encodes 395 amino acids.
AGGCUUUGUCAUUCUACUUCGGUUUGUUUUGCAAAUUCGCUGGCGAGUUUCUGUGUGACAAUUCCUGAAAUUUGAUUUUCUAUUUAGCGCAAAAAUUCCUAUAAUUAAAUAUGACGAGACCAUUUCUUUUUGGUGGGUCUUCUUCCUCACAAUCUCAGAAUAAAUAUUUAGUUGAAUUUCGGGCUGGUAAAAUGACUAUGAAGAACAUGGUUGUCAGCGCCGAGAAACGAAAAGGUACGAUAUUUGUGUAUCAAGCUGAUGAUUCUUUGAUGCAUUUUUGCUGGAAAGAUCGAACUUCUGGAAUCGUUGAGGAUGAUCUCAUAAUAUUUCCGGAUGAUGUUGUGUUUAAGAGAGUUCCUGAAUGCACUACAGGCCGAGUUUAUGUUCUGAAAUUUAAAUCCUCCUCGAGGAGAUGUUUCUAUUGGAUGCAGGAACCAAAAACUGAUCGAGAUAAUGAAUACUGUUGCAAAGUCAACCAGUAUUUAAAUAAUCCUCCAGCUGCUGGAUCUUCUCGUAGUGGAACUGGAGGCUCUUUGGGUGGGUCCUCAACUCCAUCUCAAGGUGGUGGAGGUUUGCAGUCCGAGCUUAGCUCAUUAGGGGAUGGAGAUCUUCAAAAUCUGCUGAAUAAUAUGAGCCAACAACAACUUAUCCAACUUCUUGGAGGAGUUGGUGGAAUGAGUGCAAUGCCAAGUUUAAGCAGUCUACUAGGUGCAAGUAGACCAUCAAGUGGUCAGUCUACAUCAUCUAAUUCUGAAUCCACUCACAACAUAGUUGAAACUACGCAUCCGCCAAGGACCACGCAAACUGCAACUGUUACAACUGCAGUAACUACUGUGGCCCCACCCACUGUGACUUCAACUCCAACUACAGCCAGUUCAUCUAUUCAACUUAGUGAUUUACAAAAUAUUUUAUCCAGUCUCAGUGUUCCUGCUCAAGCUGAAAAUGCAUCCAAGCCAUCUGUUGAUUUGUCCUCAGCAAUUACAGUGGAAGCUCUGCAACCACUUUUCAGCAAUCAAGAAUUGAUGAAUAGAGUGCGCACUUUAUUACCACCGUCUUCGGACAUUGCUACCCCUCUUGCUAGCGACCAGAUACGAUUGCGCUCAACAGUACAGUCACCUCAAUUUCAACAAGCCCUUGGAAUGUUUAGUGCUGCUUUGCAAUCAGGCCAAUUAGGACCCUUAAUGCAGCAGUUUGGAAUGGCAUCAGAAGUUGUUGCUGCUGCUAAUUCCGGUGAUUUGGAAGCAUUUGUCCAAGCACCUUCAAAACUCAAAAGAAAGGUCAGGUGGCUCAAAAGAUGAUAAAGAUAAAGAUGAAGACAUGGCUUUAGAUUGAUUUGUCCGUUUUCUGAUGUAUUGAAAUAUCAUUUUUUUUAAAAAUAAAAACUUGUUUCUCCAGUG